Messenger RNA from Jaculus jaculus (lesser Egyptian jerboa), 3802 nucleotides. It is a transcript of the gene Sun2, whose product is annotated as Sad1 and UNC84 domain containing 2. The transcript has 18 exons. Lineage: Eukaryota; Metazoa; Chordata; Mammalia; Rodentia; Dipodidae. Gene Ontology annotation, molecular function: protein-membrane adaptor activity. Gene Ontology annotation, cellular component: meiotic nuclear membrane microtubule tethering complex; nuclear envelope. Gene Ontology annotation, biological process: nuclear envelope organization. The record is from RefSeq and is a predicted model, not a curated record. Bases 162 to 2354 code for a protein of 730 amino acids.
CGCGCCGCCGCUCCGGAGCCCCGGAGCCCCGACCUCCGCCUCGGCCCUGCGCGGGGCGCCACCCGCGGGAUCCCCACGCAGGCCUCGGACGCCUCCCCGGCCACGCACGGAGCAGCCGCGGAAGCAGUCUCUUCUCAGGAGAAAGGUUCCCACAGCUCAUCAUGUCACGACGAAGCCAGCGCCUCACGCGCUACGCUCAGGGUGACGACGAUGGCGGCAGCAGCAGCAGUGGAGGCAGCUCGGUGACGGGCAGCCAGGGUCCCCUGUUUAAAGACAGUCCUCUCAGGACCUUGAAGAGGAAAUCCAGCACUAUGAAGCGCCUUUCCCCGGCACCACAGCUGGGCCCCUCCUCUGACUCCCAUACCUCCUACUACAGCGAGUCUGUGGUACGGGAGUCUUACAUAGGCAGUCCCCGCGCUGCCUCCCUGGCCAGGAGCGCCCUCCUCGAAGACCGUCUGCGCAGUGAGCCCUACUGGAGUGAGGACCUGCGGGUGAGGAGGAGGAGAGGCACGGGCGGCUCAGAGAGCAGCAAGACCAACGGCCUCGCCGCAGAGAGCAAGGCCUCCGAGGAGGUUUUCGGCUCCUCCUCGGGCUACUCCUCCGAGGAUGACUUUGCAGGCUACUCAGACCUGGAGCAGCAUAGCUCAGGGUCAAGGCUAAGGAGCGCCAUCUCUCGGGCAGGCGCCUUUGUCUGGAUGCUACUUACUUUUCCAGGCCGGCUUUUCAGUCUUCUCUACUGGUGGGUUGGCACCACUUGGUAUCGCCUGACAACGGCUGCCUCCCUCCUGGAUGUCUUCGUUUUAACCAGGUCCCGGCGCUUCUCGUCCCUGAAGCCGUUCCUCUGGUUCCUGCUGCUGUUGCUGCUGCUGACUGGCUUGACCUACGGUGCUUGGUACUUCUUCCCCUUUGGGCUGCAGACAUUUCACCCAGCUGUGGUUUCAUGGUGGGCACUGAAGGAGGACAGGAGGCAGCCUGAGGUGUGGGAAUCCAGAGACACAUCCCCGCACUUCCAGGCCGAGCAGCGCAUUCUCUCCCGGGUACACUCCCUCGAGCGGCGCCUGGAAGCUCUUGCUGCUGAGUUUUCUUCCAACUGGCAGAAGGAGGCCAUACGGCUAGAACGCCUGGAGCUGCGACAGGGGGCUGCUGGUCAGGCAGGUGGCAGUGGCCUGAGCCAUGAGGAUACCUUGGCGCUCCUGGAGGGGCUGGUGAGCCGCCGUGAGGCUGCCCUCAAGGAAGACUUCCGCAGGGACACUGCCGCUCGCAUCCAGGAGGAACUGGCCACGCUGAGGGCGGAGCAUCACCAAGACUCAGAAGACCUCUUUAGGAAGAUUGUUCAGGCCUCCCAGGAGUCCGAGGCUCGUGUCCAGCAGCUGAAGUCAGAAUGGCAAAGGAUGACCCAAGAGGCCUUCAGGGAGAGCUCUAUGAAGGAGCUGGGGCAGUUGGAGGCCCAGCUGGCUGGCCUGAGGCAAGAACUGUCCACCCUGGCUCUGAAGCAGAGCUCAGUGGCAGAUGAAGUGGACCUGUUGCCACAGAAGAUCCAGGCUGUGCGGGACGACGUGGAAUCGCAGUUCCCUGCCUGGGUCAGUCAGUUCCUUCUCCGAGGCGGGGGCGCCCACACGGGGCUCCUGCAGAGGGAGGAGAUGCAUGCGCAGCUGCAGGAGCUGGAGAGCAAGAUCCUCGCCCACGUGGCCGAGAUGCAGGGCACGUCAGCCAGGGAGGCUGCCGUCUCCUUGGGGCGCGCACUGCAGAAAGAAGGCAUGGUUGGGGUGACCGAGGAGCAGGUGCAUCGGAUCGUCAAGCAGGCCCUGCAGCGCUACAGCGAGGACCGCAUUGGGCUGGUGGACUACGCCCUGGAAUCCGGAGGGGCCAGUGUGAUCAGCACCCGGUGUUCCGAGACCUAUGAGACCAAGACGGCCCUCCUCAGCCUCUUUGGUAUCCCCUUGUGGUACCACUCUCAGUCACCCCGCGUUAUUCUCCAGCCAGAUGUGCACCCAGGCAACUGCUGGGCAUUCCAGGGACCCCAGGGCUUUGCCGUGGUCCGCCUCUCUGCCCGCAUCCGCCCCACGGCUGUCACCUUAGAACAUGUGCCCAAGGCUUUGUCACCCAACAGCACCAUCUCCAGUGCCCCAAAGGACUUUGCCAUCUUUGGCCUUGAUGAAGACCUGCAGCAGGAAGGGACACUUCUUGGCACGUUCACCUAUGACCAGGAUGGGGAGCCUAUUCAGACCUUCUAUUUCCAGGUCACCAAAAUGGCUCCGUACCAGGUGGUGGAGCUUCGCAUUCUGACCAACUGGGGCCACCCCGAGUACACGUGCAUCUACCGCUUCCGGGUGCACGGGGAGCCUACCCACUAGCCCCUCAAGAGCUCAUGCCUGCUGCCAACCAGCCACCUGGGAGGCCCAUGCCUUCUGGCAUCUCUGCUCCAGGAGCAGGUGCAGAGCACCCCGCCAGCUGUCCCCACAUGCUUGAGCAGUGCGCUUACUUCCAGGAGCAAGAGAGAAGAGGCCUGGUCCCAGGGAGAUGAUGAACGGAUCACGGGCAGGAUUUCCCCUGCCUGAUGGGGCAGCUUGAGGUGGCCAGCGGGCUCCACCAGUCCCCUUCGUCCCCUCUUGAGCUAGGUACCUACCACAGGCUGUAUAUAUGUAGCAUACUUUGGGGGACUGGGUGGUGGGGAGGUGAGGCCAACUGCCCUUGCCCAGAGUGAAGGGGCUGGCACUAGGGACUUCCUGGUAGGCAGAGGGUAGGUGAAGCAGGUGCCAAAGCCAUGGGCACAUUGAGCCAAAUCCUGGAAGGUGUGCUGGGCGAGUUGUAUGGCCCUUUAGGAGGGUGCUCAGCACCAGCCCUUGGACUGUCCCCAGCAGGUACCUACCUGGCAGAGCGUUACUGUGUUCUUGCAUGCUGGGUACCACAGCCCACAAGGCCCAAUUUAUCCUGAGCCCUGGUAGCCAUGGGGCUUCUUUCACCCUGGAGAGAGCCAGAUCCUGUGUGCCUCUGAGGGCUAUUGCUUGUGCCAACCUGGAGGAUCCUGGCGUGGGAAACAUUGCUGUCUGUCUCGAUGUGGGGCAAGGCUCCAUUCUGCACUGCAUUCCUGUUCCAACCUCCCUGUGCCCCACAGUGAGUUUUCCGUAUCCCCCUAGGCUGUGUGCUCGUGCCCAUUACCAUCUGCGGGUAGAAGGGAUGGGAGCACAGAACAUCCUAGGCUCUCUUGGUCCAGUGCCCAUGGCCAAGGUGUUGAGUAGGGGACUGCACUGGCCCGACCCUAUCUACUCGGGCCAAGGGGGCCCUUCCCUGAGCCCCUUUGAGCUCUCAGCUCCUGCUCAGAUUCUAUUUGCUUCCUGCUCUUCCUCUGUGGUGGUGGUCUCUUGGGCCCUGGGAGGGGAGGCUGGCAGAAGUUACCCUGUGUGAGGAGGAAGAGGGGACUUUUGGACCGACAAGCCCUGCUGUAUUAUGUAUAUACUUUUCAAAGUCUGUUUUUUUUUUUUUUUUUUUUUUUUUUAACUGAAAAGCUACAGGCUUGAUUCCUAGCCCCAUUCUGGGGGCACCAGGUGGUACUGAGUUCCUAGUUCCUGAGAGGAGCUUGGUCCUGGCUUGUGGGGAGGGCCAGCAGCGGCCCUGUUUUACAGGGUGGCUCUGCUGAAAGGAAACAGCUUUCCACACUGCCCUGCCCCAGCCACUGUCACCAGCGGCUUGUUUUGCGCUCUCCUGUCACAAAUGCUGCACUGUUAGUUCUUAAUAUUUUUUUUUAAUCUCUAGACUCUUAAUUUAUGCCUAUGCAAAAAUAAAGGAUGCCCAGGAUCAAUGA